AUGAAAAAAUAUAGCCUUUCCAGUGGUAUUAUCGAGGAUGUUUUGGAAUUAUCUAAAAAGAGAGAAAGAGAGUUGCCUAAAUAUAAUAAUUGUUUUAAUAAUAUUUCAUCUAAUUCAAACCUCCAUAAAAAUGAGGAAUUAAUAAAAUUAAGUAUAUUUAAUGUCAAUAAAGAUAAAUUUCACAAUUUAUUAAAUAAUACGCAUUAUUUGAAAAAUUGCUUUUUCAAAAACUAUUUUUAUGAAUGCGUUAAAACAUACAUAUAUUUGAAUAAUCAAUACUGUUUUGAUGAAAAAACAGGCAUUUCUAAUAACAAAGGCGGAUGCCAAAUUUUAAGUAUGUUUAGAGAUUCAUACUCAUCUUUCCUUCAAGAUGCAGAAAGGAAAGGCUAUGAAUUACCAAAUUUAUUAUCUUCUGAAUUAUAUGAUGCUGUUUCAUGUACGUUAGAAGAAAGUAAACUAGAAUCACAUCCUAUAGCUUCUAAUAAUUCAUAUAAGUCUAUACCAUAUAGUGUUUCCACGGCAAUUGGUACAAUGUCUGCUAUACCUCCCAUUUUAUCGUUAAUAUAUAAGUUUACCCCUGCCGGAAUCUGGUUUCGGUCAAAAAUUAAAAAAAGAACAAAGAUUUUAGACAAUACAUAUGAACAAAUAGAAAAUGAAUUAUUUUAUCCUUCACAUAAAAAUGCAAUUAUAAAUUCUAGCAAUUCAAGAUAUAAUGUUGCUUAUGGACGAGUGUGA
Messenger RNA from Plasmodium cynomolgi strain B, 735 nucleotides. RefSeq lists its product as hypothetical. The coding region runs from base 1 to 735 and encodes 244 amino acids. The transcript is spliced from 2 exons. Lineage: Eukaryota; Apicomplexa; Aconoidasida; Haemosporida; Plasmodiidae. The record is from RefSeq and is a predicted model, not a curated record.